This is a messenger RNA of Echinococcus granulosus, 573 nucleotides long. RefSeq lists its product as hypothetical. The transcript has 3 exons. Bases 1 to 573 code for a protein of 190 amino acids. The record is from RefSeq and is a predicted model, not a curated record. NCBI's taxonomy places the organism in Eukaryota, Metazoa, Platyhelminthes, Cestoda, Cyclophyllidea, Taeniidae.
AUGAAUGGACGUCCGAUGCAGGCCUUUCGCACGCAUAGCCGCGGAUCUGGUGGUUAUCUUACAUUCGACCUCAACGGCUGUGAAGUCGGCAUUGUGAAUGUUAAGGCAAGUGCGACAGCACCAAGACUAAGUUACAGAAGGUUUUUCCACAACACUUACGGUCAGUUGGAGAAUUCCGCGUACAUCGCCGGGGCCCGCUUUUUUGUUCAGCGAUUGCGUUGUCGUGUAUUCAGUUGCAUGGCGAGCGUUGGACAAACGAGGUUGAAAAGCUGGACUUCCAAAUCGGGUAUCUACAAAAAGAUCGGAAAUGGACACAGUACUGGUGACUUCUAUGGGGAUGGGAAUGGCCAAAUAUGGUCGAUCGUGAGCAAAAUUCAGCCACUGGAUCUGCAUAUAUGCAAGUGCUUGGUCUGCACCGAUCAAUCGGUGGACCACCUACCACCAUUGGCCGCUUUGAGUGUACUUCACGGCAAUCCCUCCGGUACCCUCGUGCUGCUGCUGCGGCAUGGUGUGCGCGUUUGCCUGUUGCGUCUGCAUGGUCAGAAGAAAGCGACUACCAUCUGCAGUAUCUGA